GAGGGGCGAGCGCCCCCUGGCGGCGGGACGGGCGGGAGGGCGGCCCCGCUCCCGGCCCCGGCCCCGGUUCUGCUCCCGGUCCUGCUCCUUGUCCCGGUCCUGCUCCCGGCCCCGGUGGCCCCGGAGCGCCGUCCGUGCCACCAUGAGCUCCGAGACCCUUGUCAAGGACGUCAAGCCCGGCCUCAAGAACCUCAACCUCAUCUUCAUCGUGCUGGAGACCGGCCGGGUGACCAAGACCAAGGACGGCCACGAGGUCAGGACGUGCAAGGUGGCCGACAAGACCGGCAGCAUCAACAUCUCCGUGUGGGACGACGUGGGCAACCUCAUCCAGCCCGGGGACAUCAUCCGCCUCACCAAGGGCUACGCCUCCGUCUUCAAGGGCUGCCUGACGCUCUACACCGGCCGAGGGGGGGAUCUGCAGAAGAUUGGAGAGUUCUGCAUGGUUUACUCCGAGGUGCCCAACUUCAGCGAGCCCAACCCCGAGUACGCGGCGCAGCAGGGCCAGGGCAAGGGGGCCCCUCCCGACAGCUCCACCCCGCCGGCUCCGCAGCCCCCCCCGGGCCCCCCCCGCCGCCCCCGCAGCCCCCGAGAGCCAGAACGGGAACGGGCUGAGCCCGGGGGGCCCCCCCCGCGCACCCCCCCGAGCGGCCGCAGCACCCGCAGCCAGCCCGGGCCCGUCAGCAACGGCAAGGAGACGCGCCGGAGCGGCAAGAGAUAGCCGGGACCCCCCCGGGACCCCCCCGGGACCCCCCCGGGACAUCCCCGGUACCGCCACAACCGGGGGGUCCCCGGUUCCCCCAACCCGCGGCGAGGAGGGGGUGCCCGGUGUCCCCCCCCCGGGGCUGGUCCGGAUCCCGCUCCGGUGCUCGGGGGUCCCGGGAGGGGCGGAUCUGCCCGGUCCCCCCCCCCCUCGGAACCCCCCGGGACCCCCCCCGGGACCCCACCCCGGUACCGGGGGGUCCCCGGUUCUUCAAACCCUCAACAGAAAAAGCAUUCCCGGUGUCCCCCCCGGGGCUGGUCCGGACCCUCCUCCGGUGCCCGGGGGUCCCGGGAGGGGUGGAUCUGCCCGGGACCCCCCCUCGGGACACCCUCGGGACCCCCUCGGAAUCCCCCGGGACCCUCCCGGUACCGAGGGAUCCCCGGUUCCCCAAACCCUCCACGGGAAAAGGGCUCCCGGUGUCCCCCCGGGGCUGGUCCGGACCCUCCUCCGGUGCCCGGGGGUCCCGGGAGGGGCGGCUCUGCGCGGUCCCCCCCCUUGGAACCCCCCGGAAUCCCCCGGGACCCCCCAGGACCCCCCCCCCCCGGUACCGGGGCGUCCCCGGUUCCCCAAACCCUCCACGGGAAAAGGGCUCCCGGUGUCCCCACCCGGUGCCGGUCCCGACCCCGCUCCGGUUCCCGGGGGUCCCGGGGGGUCCAUCCCGUGUGUCCCCCCCCCACUCGGGGGGGGUUAAUAAAGAACCGAGCUGUG
Messenger RNA from Passer domesticus (house sparrow), 1468 nucleotides. RefSeq names its product SOSS complex subunit B1-like. Bases 143 to 718 code for a protein of 191 amino acids. Gene Ontology annotation, cellular component: SOSS complex. Gene Ontology annotation, biological process: response to ionizing radiation; double-strand break repair via homologous recombination; mitotic cell cycle checkpoint signaling. Gene Ontology annotation, molecular function: DNA binding. NCBI's taxonomy places the organism in Eukaryota, Metazoa, Chordata, Aves, Passeriformes, Passeridae. The record is from RefSeq and is a predicted model, not a curated record. The transcript has 7 exons.